AUGGAAAAAUCAUCAGAUUUUUAUGCUAAAAGUGAUCGUAAUGAUAAUGAGAAGUGCAAAGUUGCACUUGAAUUCGUUUAUGAUAAAGAUGUAAGCAUUAAACUUAUUGCUGUUUUAUGUGUUUUAUUUUAUUUACUUUCUUUUGAUUACAUAGUAAAUUCUAGUUUCAUUAUUUCAACGGAAUGUGACUUUUCAAAUGAUAAUAAAAGUCAAUUGAACCUUAUGAAUACAUCAAUGGACAUCUACCACAGCUAUUUUUAUCAAUCUACAUCAUAUAUAUCUAAUAUUUACAAAAGCAUAACCAAGAAAUUUACAUCAUCACCAUCACAUUCAUCAAUUCCAUCAAAUCCAAUUGAAUAUUCCUUGUCACCAAUUGGUCCUUCUACGAAUGUAAAAGUAAGAGUGAUUUAUCAUAAGACACCGAAAAUUUGAGCUUUUAAUUUCAGAAAAAAUUUUAUUUCAUGUUUUCUUAUUCAAUAUAGAGUUGCAAUAAAAAAGAACAACUCAACGAUCGAUCAAGAAAAAACCAAUAAAACAAACUCCAAACACAAAAAAGUCUUCUACAAGUACACCAAGUCAGGUUAGAUUGAUUCGAAAUAAUCAUAAAACUAAACUUUAUCAGAAUUUCUUCAUUUAGAUAUUUGAACAUAAACAAAUUCGUGAUAUGCCAAUAUUUUAAUAUCUUUUCAAAAUAAAGUUUAUUUUUGUUUUGUUUUUUACUUUUAUUGUAUUCUUUGAUACAGUAACAGAUAUGUUUGUAUCUUUUAUGAUUUAUUUUUCUUUACAAUAAAAUCAACUAUUUCUAAAUCUGAAUCAUGUGAAAAGACGAACGGUACUUAUCAUUCAGCAUAAAGAUAUAAACGCUUUUUGAAUUCAUAUUGCUCCAUAUUAAAAUCAAUGAAAAUGUUUUUCGAGAUUUUCUUCUGCGAGCUCAAUGUUUUAUUAACGUUGAUAUGUAAAGAUUGUGAAUAAAAUGCAGGAACUUUGCACGUUCAUACAUCAUCACCUCAGUAUCUCUGGAAACAUAUCUCUUUCAAAAUGCACUGUUAAUUGAAUGAGAGAUUCUAGAAAUGGGCUUAUUAUAAUAUAAUUACUUUUUGCUUCCUUGAUCACAUUAUAUUAUGUAAAAAUCUUCAGAAAGUAUUCGUAGGGAAAAAUAAAAAUAGAUGUCACUCAUGCGAAAGUGCAUCUCCUAUUAAUUCCACGAAAGAAAACGUAUUUUGACCCCUCUGACAACAUGCCAAACAUUUUCAUAAGGGUUCAUAACAUAAAGCGUAGCUGGUGUAUCGGCGAUAUGUACA
Messenger RNA from Rotaria sp. Silwood2, 1301 nucleotides. NCBI's taxonomy places the organism in Eukaryota, Metazoa, Rotifera, Eurotatoria, Philodinida, Philodinidae. The record is from the annotation of a GenBank genome assembly.